This is a messenger RNA of Hemisphaericaspora subhashii, 2304 nucleotides long. RefSeq lists its product as uncharacterized. NCBI's taxonomy places the organism in Eukaryota, Fungi, Ascomycota, Pichiomycetes, Serinales, Debaryomycetaceae. Gene Ontology annotation, molecular function: protein binding. The record is from RefSeq and is a predicted model, not a curated record. The transcript has a single exon. The coding region runs from base 1 to 2304 and encodes 767 amino acids.
AUGGUUCCACAACAACUACAACUACAACAUUUAAACUUCCCGGCAAGGAAGAGACAAAGAAGAAGACUUGAAUUGUUUGAUUUACCUAACGAGAUAAUUGAACUCAUUGUUUUUUUCAUACCCGACUAUAUAUUGGAAACUUAUGUCAAUCUUCCAUUCCUAGGAGGAUAUGCAAUAAAUAGACUCUAUCGCUUUGCAGAAGUCUCAGAAUACUCGCGAUUUCUAGAUUCAAGAGAAGUAUACAAAUAUAUUAUUCAGAAAAGAGUUAGUAAACCCGUCUUAAAAUGUUAUCUCAAUUACGUACACCAAGAGUCUAGCAAACGAGUUUUUAAACCUUUGCGACUAUACCAAUUGGUUCAAUUUGUUAGAAAAUACCCAAGUUUUAAACCUAAAAUUGUUUAUUUCCUGCUGUAUGACCAAUUUCUUUGGUUUCAUGAACGAUAUACAAGUAUUCUAAGUCAAUUGCCACGAAUAGAUCUUGCAGUUACAGAACUGGACAGGUCACCACCCAUUUCUUUCGGUCUCGACUACAACAUUUACCGAGUUUUAUUGCCUUCGCGCCAGAAUACAACCGAUUCUCUGAAAGGAUUCAUUCAUGGGAAAAUGUUGCCAAAUAUCGUCUCCGUACUUGCCAAGUCUAUCCCCUCAUUUGAGGAUAAAACUUGGGGUAGAAAUAUUCAGGAACUUACAUUAUGGAAUGUUGGACUGAAUGACCUUUGUCGGAUAUUUCCAAAUUUGAAAAGGUUGAGAAUAGAUGGAUUGCUUGAUUUAUCUGUGAACGACUUCCCCCGUUUGCCGUUGAGCUUACAAUUCUUGCAGAUAAAUAUAACCAAGUUUGUUGAAUUGGACGUUACUUAUUUGGGAAGCUUAAGAGAAUUUGUGGCAGCAAUUCACUCCGCUUUGGACAGCCUAAGACGAUUCACGUUUCCUCCUGGGAUAGAGCGGGUGAUCUUAUGGAGCGAAUAUGGAAGCGCCAAUGAGCCAGAUAUUUCAGAUUUGGAUAGUAUAGAACUUUACCCUAAUUUGAAAGAGUUUGAGAUUGAGAUCAAAUCUCAAGGUUAUGGAACAAGGAUCUUUUCAAACAAUACUUUUCCCUCCAGUCUACGAAAGCUUAGAAUAACUAUGGAAGACCAUCCCGCUAGUCAGUGGUCAUUUGAAGGUAAUGGUACUGAGGUAUUUAUUCCCAUAGGUAACAACCUUCAAAUCCCAAAGAACUUAAACGUUCUUCAAUUAAAGGCGUAUCUUGGAUGUUAUCAACCUGAUAAAUUGCUAUUUCCAAGUUCAUUGAGGGUUUUACAUAUUUCAAACGAUUGGAAUCAGACGAAACAGAGGUGGUGGAAGUGGCCCAUUCCCGAAGAAAAUUGGUCUCAAGCCGUAUUUCCAGACACGCUUGUUGAGUUAAAGCUAAAAGUUUUCAAAAUCGGAAAAAUACGAUUUCCCAAAUCUUUACGGAGUUUGGUUCUAUCUUCUUGGCACGGGAUUGAAUUAUUGAAUUUGGCUAGUAUGGAAAAUUUGGUGCAACUUAAAAUCGGUUGGGUUGAAGAACUGAGCGAUUUUAUUUGCAAAUUGCCAUUGAGCUUAGACAUUUUGGAUUUGUCUAGAAGCACUAUUCGUGGAAGAAUCAUUAUUGAAGCUAGUAACUUAAAACAGUUUAAGUUGCCGCUUAUACGCCUUCUUAGUAGAUCAAAAUUUCAGAUCCCUGCAUGUGUACAACAACUUUUAUUCACCGGGUUUCGACUGUCAAUUAGAAUAGGUCGAGAUUUCUUACCAAAUUCAUUGACUGAACUAGAUUUGAGUCGAUGUGAUACAAAAUCUAAACUAUUCGACCAAUUUCAAAUACACAACUAUAAGAAUCUCGUGAAAUUGGAUUUACUGUCUAACAAACUUUCCCGAUUGGGAGAUCUUCCAGCGUCAUUAGAAUACCUAAAUCUUGGUAGAAAUCCAAUUGCGGUUUUUAAUCCUACGGCUUUCUGGAAUCUCCCAAAAUUAAAGGAACUAUACUUGAAUUCUACUAACAUAUUUAUACAAUUACAUGGAAUGCUGUUACAUUUCCCACAUUCGUUAGUUAAGUUGGAUCUUUCGUUGAAUAAUCUACAACCAGGUGCGGCAGCCAAUAUUAUAUUACUGUCCUGUGAUCAAUUACAAGAGUUACGUUUGUUUGGAAAUAAGGAAAUGACAGAUGCUCAAGUGAUAGUAGAUGUUGUAAAAUCGUCUAUUCCAAACAUUGUUGAAGUAAUAUUGGAUUGGGAGGUUGGAAAACAUAUAAGACAAGAAGAAGGGGUCAAUUUCUUGUCAUUUCGUUAG